Orussus abietinus is the source of this 3192-nucleotide messenger RNA. It is a transcript of the gene kn, whose product is annotated as transcription factor collier. Lineage: Eukaryota; Metazoa; Arthropoda; Insecta; Hymenoptera; Orussidae. The transcript is spliced from 13 exons. The coding region runs from base 16 to 1641 and encodes 541 amino acids. Gene Ontology annotation, biological process: regulation of transcription by RNA polymerase II. The record is from RefSeq and is a predicted model, not a curated record. Gene Ontology annotation, molecular function: DNA-binding transcription factor activity, RNA polymerase II-specific; RNA polymerase II cis-regulatory region sequence-specific DNA binding.
UUCGCCCCCCAGGACAUGCGCCAGAUCCUCAAGGAGGAGCCCGUGCCUCGCGCCUGGCCGCAGCCUGCCCUCGCCGAUAACGGAACUGUCGGGGUUGGCAGGGCGCAUUUUGAGAAGCAACCCCCGAGCAACCUGAGGAAGAGCAACUUCUUCCACUUCGUGAUCGCCCUUUACGAUCGGGCCGGCCAGCCCAUCGAGAUCGAGAGGACGGCCUUUAUCGGCUUCGUCGAGAAAGACCAGGAGUCCGAGGGCCAGAAGACCAACAAUGGCAUUCAGUACCGACUGCAGCUACUCUACGCGAAUGGCGUCAGGCAGGAGCAGGACAUCUUCGUCAGGCUGAUCGACUCGGUGACAAAGCAGGCCAUCAUGUACGAGGGCCAGGACAAGAACCCCGAGAUGUGCAGGGUCCUGCUGACCCACGAGGUGAUGUGCAGUCGUUGCUGCGACAAGAAAAGCUGCGGCAACAGGAACGAGACGCCCAGCGAUCCUGUUAUCAUCGACCGGUUCUUCCUAAAGUUCUUCCUGAAGUGCAAUCAGAACUGCCUGAAGAACGCCGGCAACCCGCGGGACAUGAGGCGAUUCCAGGUGAUCAUCUCCACCCAGGUCGGCGUGGAGGGCCCACUGUUGGCGGUCUCGGACAACAUGUUCGUCCACAACAACAGCAAGCACGGACGAAGAGCGAAGAGGCUAGACCCCAGCGACCCUGGCGAGUACAACAGUCUCUACUCACCACUUCCUGUGGCGACUCCCUGCAUUAAGGCGAUAUCCCCGAGCGAGGGGUGGACGUCGGGCGGGUCGACCGUCAUCAUCAUCGGGGACAACUUCUUCGACGGCCUCCAGGUGGUCUUCGGCACGAUGUUGGUCUGGAGCGAGCUGAUAACAGCGCACGCAAUAAGGGUGCAAACGCCCCCGCGACAGAUACCGGGGGUGGUGGAGGUGACGCUCUCGUACAAAAGCAAGCAGUUCUGCAAAGGCGCGCCAGGCAGAUUCGUCUACGUCUCGCUGAACGAGCCGACGAUCGACUACGGGUUCCAGAGGCUCCAGAAGCUGAUACCGCGCCACCCGGGUGACCCGGAGAAGCUGCCGAAGGAGAUCAUCCUGAAAAGGGCGGCGGACUUGGCGGAGGCGCUCUACAGCAUGCCGAGGAGCGGGAACGCCGGCAUUUCCGGCGGCCCCAGGAGUCCGGGGACCGGACAUCCGCCGGCGCCCCCGACUUCCGGGGCGGCUACCGCCUUCAACUCCUACACCGGCCAGUUGGCAGUGACGGUGCAGGAGAAUGGCAGCGCUGCCAAGUGGACGGACGACGGGGGCGCCGUGACCGCGGGGGCGCCCGCGGGCGCCGGGGCCGGGGGCAGCGUCGGGGGCAGCGCCGACGCCUACCGGCAGAGCGGAAGUGCGAGCCCGAGGGGCGUCGUGACCGGGGGCGGCUACUGCGGGAGUUCCGCGAGCACCCCCCACAGCCACAGCACCAGCGGGAGCUACUCCGUCGCCAACCCCUACACCGGGAGUCCGACCCUCUACACCUCGCGGCUAGGGGACAUGAUGGGAUCGCCGUUCAACAUGAAUCCGUUUAUGUUGCCGACCUGCAGCCAGAGCUACUCGGCCACCGGAAGUCCGUUGCUCUCCUCGACAGGGAAAUAGCACGAGAUGUAGGCUUCCGGAAGAGGAAGUGACCCUCGAGCCCAGAAGACUUCUUCAGCGACCAGAGAAAGAUCUCUGCGAGGUGUCGGCGUUCCUGAAAUUGAGAAUUUCAAUGAAAAUCCCUAGCCCAAGUCCUCCGACUAUCUCUCUCUCUCUCUUUCUCUCUCUUCUUUCCCCCAGUUCCGGGGGGCCCAAUCCACCGGAACUGGGGGAAAGAAAUCCCGGCAAGCGUUCCUAAGGAACGCCCAUGUAAAUUAGUACAUCUCUUGAGAGACAUUGAAAAAUUAAAAAAUUAACCGUCAUCAGGCCGGACGGAAGUUAAGCGCAAAUUCGAGAUACGGAAUUAUACAUAUCGAGUCGCGUUUGCGAGGGGGAUUUGCAUAUAUCGGCACAGUUUUAUCGAACGAGGCCCUGAGUGCGAUCGGGUGAAUCGAUUAGCAUUUCAGUAUCCAAAUGAUUGAUUCUCCUAUUUUUUUUUUUUUUUUCUUGGUUACUUUUCUUUCGGGCACAUUCGGGCUGAGGUUGCAUGGAGAGCGUGUAAUUGUACAUUUCGAAUUGUUGAUAGGGAGUAUCGGGUCGAAGGGUCCUCCCUUUUUUGUUCAUCCGAAGGGGAGAACUCUUCGAUGGAUACUCUUCGAGUUUGAGCCGGAGUUUUUUAUUUGGGGCGGGGGGGUGAAGAUUUUGGAGGGUUUUUUAUCUCCCGGAUAUCACGGGCAAGGAAGGGUCGAUCGAGGGAGGAUCCACUAGACGGACAUAUCGCUUAUAAACGAAUAAUACAGACUCCAUAGUUUUAGAGAGAGGAUUUUUCGAUUUCGAAAUUUUAACUUCCUACCCUACCCUGUAAGAGACUAAUAUCGGAUAGGUAGAGAGUAACGUGUGACUUGUAUGAUACCUGUAAAUAUCGUUGCGAUGUACAAAAAUAACUAUUUCCAAGAGCCCAACGAAACGAUGUAGCGCAAUUGUAGAGCUAAUGUUAUUAUAAAUAGAUGUAAAUAAUCUUAGCACACCUGUAGACUACCACCUAUAGACGCGAUGCGAAUGGGUCGAGCUUUCCGACCCGGAAGAAGGAUUCCAAGAGUCGCCGUUUUCCCGGCUCGAAUUUUCCAAUUUGUCCCCGAAAAGGGGCUUCCGCGUGUCGCAAAGUUCGACCCGGUCGUAUGCGUGGGGAAAAGUAUAGUUAUAAUUUCGAUCGUUUCGUAAGCCGACCCGAGGGAAUUCUGACAUUUCACAAAAGUAUACGAAAACCGAAAUAUCUCCCGAGGGAAAUCCGGAUGUUCUCUGGACAAGGUCUGCGUCUCUGAGAAAUGAUUCCACGUCAUGACUAAGCCCGGACGAAUUUUGAUAUCGAUCUUCGAGAUACCGGUCAAAUUGUUCAUCCAAAUAUCCAGGCAGCUCGCGAGUCCCAAAAAGGUACUUCUUAUUCGCGAAAAUAAGUACCUCGAGACUUGCGGGCUUCCCUGCAAAAGCCUUGGAAGCUUUCGUUCACCGACGGAUUUCGAUGAUUUCGCGCCAUUGUAUCUCGAUAUGAGAAACUUCUUCCACCUCACUACC